This is a messenger RNA of Trichoderma reesei QM6a, 954 nucleotides long. RefSeq lists its product as uncharacterized. Gene Ontology annotation, molecular function: oxidoreductase activity. The record is from RefSeq and is a predicted model, not a curated record. The transcript has 4 exons. The coding region runs from base 1 to 954 and encodes 317 amino acids. Lineage: Eukaryota; Fungi; Ascomycota; Sordariomycetes; Hypocreales; Hypocreaceae.
AUGCCCUCCCAAAAGCCCGUCGCCCUCGUCGUAGGAGCCUCCCGCGGCAUCGGCCGCCAAGUCGCCAUCGACCUCGCCAAAAACGGCUACGCAGUCGUCGUCGCCGCAAAGUCCAUCACAGACCCCUCCAAGCUGCCCUCCAACACCCCAGACCCCAAAUCCGCCGCCUCGACCGUCACCACCGUCGCCCGCGAAAUCGCUUCCGCCGGCGGCGAGGCCACGCCCAUCCAGGUCGACGUCCGGUCCGAGGAGAGCGUCAACGCCCUCGUCGCCAAGACGAUUGCUAAAUACAACCGCCUCGACGUCGUCGUCUACAACUCCGGCGCAAUCUGGUGGGCCUCCAUCGCAGACACCCCCCUCAAGCGCUUCCAGCUCAUGCAGCGCGUCAAUCCAGAGGGCCUCUACGCCGUCGUCCAGGCCGCCCUCCCGCACCUCUACAGGGCGCCCCAGGGAGGCCGCAUCGUCGUCGUCAGCCCGCCCAUCUACAGCCGCUUCUUCCGCGGCAAGGCCGCCUACGCCAUGGGCAAAGUCGGCAUGAGCGUCCUGACCAAGGGGCUGGCGAUGGACUUCGAGCGCGAGGGGAGGAAGAAUAUGGCGAUUACGAGCAUUUGGCCUGCAGUGGCCAUCGAAUCAGCCGCCACCGAGCGCUUCACAACCCUCAACCCCUCCGAAGCAGCAGACCUCCGCAAGCCCACCAUCUUCUCCGACGCCAUCCUCGCCAUCCUGCGCUCCCCCGCAGCGCGAGUCAACGGCGAGCUGCUCCUCGACGAGGACUUCCUCCGCGACGAGUGCGGCGUCACGGACUUCAGCAAGUACAGCGUCGUCCCGGGGGCCGUGCCGCGCAGGAUCAUGCCCGCCAGGUUGCCUGAUUUGACCGUUGCCGAGCAGGAUGACGAGGGCAAGAGGGUGGAUAGUGCUGCUGCUGCUGCUGCUGCUGCCAGAUCAAAGCUGUAA